Molecule: messenger RNA, 6824 nt
Organism: Erpetoichthys calabaricus (reedfish)
Lineage: Eukaryota; Metazoa; Chordata; Cladistia; Polypteriformes; Polypteridae
Product: caspase recruitment domain-containing protein 10-like
Exons: 23
Coding region: 675-3938 (1087 amino acids)
Biological process (GO): regulation of apoptotic process
Molecular function (GO): protein binding
Source: RefSeq, a predicted model, not a curated record
AAAGUAUAACAUGAGAAAAAAAGGUGACGCUGUGGUUAGGAUAUGUAUACACAUCGCAAUAAUCGUGGAUCAGAAAAAGAGAAACCUAAAGAGAAGAUUAUGCAUUAUGCGAACCGUCUCCAGAACGAAUCCUUCACUGAGCUCCGCAAAUAAACAGCGGAAACGGCCUCUCCGCUCACGGGUGACACUGUUAAUCGUUAACUCUCAGAUGGCGAUCUGUGAACUAAAUUGCAUUCCGAUCACAAAGGAACGCAAUCACACACGGGCCUUCACACUGUCAUGACACUCAAAUUGGCUUUCCGACUUAUACAAACAGAAAAACCCCAGCAUCACAACAAAACAGCUGUUAAACAGUAAACAGGGCAACAUGAUGUGCGUUUGAUCGCAUUCUAUAAACCCGCUUUAAAGUAACGAAAAGGCAGACAGACAUACGCACACGCACGCCAUUAGGACAGAUACUUAAGGAUAGUCUGCAAGACUGACAAUCUGAAUCCCAUUCGGACCUGCACAUUUAACGCUGCGUCUCUCACUCACGCCGACUGCGGCGCCACCUUCUCUCUGGCGGCGGAGUGGGUGUCCCAGCACCCGCGGCACCUGCCAAUCGCAUUCCUGAGACGCGCUCACUUCUCAGCCUGCCUGUUCGAACUCGAGUUUACUUUCCCUGGCGGAGCCCCAUGUUGGGCUCGCCUAUUGCUCUCGUUACAUUACACGCCUCCUCGCAGCAGCCAUUGAGUCGCCGUGCUUUAUUUUUUUCCAUCUCGACUGGCAAAGCGACAAGAAGGAUCCGCCGCACGCAACAGGACCUGGCGGGUCGCAAAGGGGAGAACCGGCUCGUCGCAUCUGAAAUUAUGGUGACCCUGAGAGAGGGUACUGACAGCCUUUCAGAUCUGGAGCAAGAUGACUUGCUAUGGGAGAAAGUUGACAGUGUGCGGCACAAGCUGACCCGCAUUCUCAAUCCUGCCAAAGUCACGCCUUACCUAAGACAAUGCAAGGUGAUUGAUGAGCAAGAUGAAGAUGAAGUGCUCAACUCGGCCCAGUUUCCUCUCAGAAUCAACCGAGCCAGUCAUUUGAUUGAUAUUCUUCAACAGAGAGGGUGCAGAGGUUAUGAAGCCUUUAUGGAGUCUCUGGAAUUUUACCAUCCGGACCUAUACACUCAUAUAACUGGAAGAGAACCUACUCAACGUUGCUCUAUUAUAUUGGAUGAAGAAGGUCCAGAGGGGCUAACUCAGUUCCUCCUGGAGGAGGUGAAAAAGCUACGGGAACAGCUGAAAAAUAGCAAGCUAUGCGAGAAGCGCCUGUCUCAGCGCUUUCGUAUGGUCGAGGAAGAGAGGCGACAUGCAGAGCAGAGGCUGAAGCAAAUGCAAGAGGAAGAAGCUGUCUUUAACCGCGUACGAAGCGACUGGGAGGCUAGCAGUCAAGAACUGAUGCGUGUCAAAGAGCAGAACUACUCUCUUGCACUGAAGUAUAGCCAAGCAUUACAGGAAAAGGCAGAUGCUAUAAUUCGGGCAAGGGAUCUCCAGCUUCAGGUGGAUCUUCUGAAAAACAAGCUACUGUUACUGGAAGGGGAAAUCAGCCCUACCCCACAAAAAUACCAUAAAUCUGAUAGUCUGAGCCGGAGCAACAGCUCCACAAAACUCCAGGAGGACAACCAGAAACUGCGCAGUCAGCUGAGUGAGCUGCAAAACACCAUAGAGAGAGGUACAGGUAGUCAGGUCCUCCUAGACAUCUUGGACCAGGAUCGCCGUGAAGCCCUGGAGAAUCGACAUGAUCUGUGCAAUACCAUCAACUGUCUGCAGACAGAACUUGAGAGAGUUGAAAGCCAACAGAAACAGCUGCUUCAGGAUCGUGAGAAAUUAGACCUGGAACUGCAUAUGCUGAAAACAGACCUAGAGAUUGAGAAGAAGAGGAAUGGCUCCUAUCAGAUGCAGCUUGAGGAGAUCGGAAAAGAAAGAGAUCAGGCUCUGCGCAGCCGUGAUGCCAUCCAGUUGCAGUACACAGAGUGUAUGCUAGAUAAGAGUGGCUUGCGAAAGCGUAUUGAAGAACUUCAGGAUGCCAAUGAUGAGUUGCUGAGGCGACGGCUGAGAGCCGAGAGGGAAAGAGAUCAUCUUCUGACCAAGGCCAAGUCCAAAAUCCCUUGUCUGCAUUGUAGUCAGAUCUCUCUGCUGUCUGAAGAGCCCUGCAGUGAACUUUGCUGCUCAGUGUAUGAGAGAUUAUCAGUGCCAGAGGACUCUGGUUUGGGCAGCUCUAUUGAGGACAAGGACAGACAUACUAAGGGGUUUUUAAGAGUACCGAAGCAUAAGUUUUCAGACAGUUCCUGCACAAACUCUGAGGAUUCCUUUCCCGAUAAUGAGGGUAGCGAGAAGGAUAUUAACCGGCUUUCCAUUUUCCCAUUCCCUCCUUGCUCUGGCUCCAUGCUUCGAAGGACAAGAGAAGACUACCUGCUAGACUCAGAUGCCAGGUUUGACUUUGACUCUUGGGAAAGUGAAGAAAAUCUAACAGUUUCAGGCCGAAAGGAGUCCCUGCUGUCAAUGUCCUGGAGCUCCCUAGCUUCCCAGUUCUUCCCAUCCGAUUUGACGGUAAUUCCGAAGAGCCCCAGCACCCCAAACUUGAUUGAACCCAACUCCUUUGAAUGCUCUCAAAAACCUCCCAGAAAAGAGCUGAGCUCUCCCACUCCAGUACAACGCAUAGGAGGACUGGCCGAUGACAUCACCAUUAUCGGGGGCAACCGCACUGGCAUGUUUGUGCGUCACGUGAAGUCUGGCUCAGUCGCUGAGCAGUGUGGCAUAUCAGAGGGAUGCCAGCUGAUUCAGCUGAAAAAGGUGCUGAUGGGAGGGGAAGACCUGCAGCUUAACUCCUGUACUAGGGAGGUGGCACAUUUCAGCCUGCAGUGGUGGACCGAACCCUCUGCUCUCAUCUUCAAGCCCAAUUUGGAAGAUUACAAGAGCCUAUGUGAAGAAAUGCAGAACAAAGAAUUGUUUUUUCCUGACUCAUUCUAUGUGAGAGUCAACUUAAACCUAAAUAAGCAGUCUGACAAACAUACGCUGGCUGUGAAGUGUGACGAAAUUCUCCACAUCCUUGACACUCUUUACGACGGCAAGUACCAGUGGUUCUGUGCCAGGGUGGAGGUGACAACUGGAAAGGACCAGGAAAUGGGAACUAUCCCCAACUACAGCAGGGCGCAGCAGCUACUUUUAGUAAAGCUCCGCACUUUGGCCCUGGGCAGAAAGGAUUUUAGACACAAGUUCACCAAGAAACCCACCGAGCAAGUACGCCUGGUCAAGACACCCAGCAGCCGAAAUGUGAGCUGUGUCGUCCCACUGCUGUUCACCCUUAACCACAAGCAAGAGGAGAACCUGAUUCCGUACAGCCUUGUUCGACCCACCCCCGUCAAGUCAAAACGUCCCAUCAUUUUCUCGCCUUCUCUUUUGUCAAGCGGCUUGAUUGAGAGGUUACUACAGCCAGCACAGUCCGGAUUAGAGUUCAACACCUGCCACCCAGAUGUAAUAGGAGCAACCAUCAAGGAUCCAAAAAUGUUGCCACUGGAUGGUGAGCAAAGCAGCCAACGACAUGGGAUCAAACUGGAUGCAAUACGUGACGUUAUGGGCCAGGAUAAACACUGUCUCCUUCGACUUGACAUCCAGAGUGUGACGGCUUUAAUUAAACAUGAUAUUUUCCCCAUUAUCAUUCACAUCAGACUCAAGGAGAAGAAGAUUAAAAGGAUCAGAAAGCUAUUUCAAGGCUCCUACGUCAAGUGUAAAGACUCCGAAAUCCUGUCUCUAUACAAAACAGAGGAGCAGCGUCUUGAGGUUCUGCCUCUCCUGCACUGCAACAUUGAACCCGAUAUGUGGGACACAGUGGAGGACUUGACAGCUGCAGUCCACAAGAAGAUACUUCAGGAGCAGAAAUCGAUGGUGUGGGUUGAAUGUGAAAAGUUCUAAAAAGGGUUUAGGGGAAUGGUCAGUAUUAUCACUGUGGUUGGGGAAAUUUUGGAAAUCAAGAAGGUGGCACUUCUGUGGGCUUCUUCUAUGGCUUUGCCUGCUGCAGUGGCUUUACUUCAGCUGGUACUUCAUCUCCUAUCUGAACUUUCAAACUAGGUUAACACUGCAGUUAAACGAUAUUUAGGUGUCUCAAUCUUUCACUCUCAAGAACAUAUUCAUUAAUCUGCUGUGAUGAACUUGAUGUACAGUGUUUAAUAAUUUAGAACACCAGCAUUACAUUACAUGCAGCAUAAAACUUUAUGAAGUGGGAAGAACAGGAGUUCAAAAUAAAGCCACUAUAGAUGGGUCAAGUAACUGGUCAGAAAUUAUUUAACAGCGUGUCUCAUACAAGUUGUAUGAACAUAGUAAGUGGCUGAAAGCUUUUGCCUGAGGGGAUCAUCUUAAAUUGAUAGCUGUGUAAAUUAGCUUAAUUACAGCUUGUAAGCUUUUUAAGGGUAGCCAAAAAAAUAAAAAUUCAUGAGCCUCUUGACAGGUGGUGGAGUGAAAAGAAACACUCAUUGUGGGUCACCACUGGUAAUGCAGUCCCAAUGGGUGAUGUGAUGGAAAUUCUAGGACAGCUGAAUAGGAUUAAUUACCUUAGCUGCACAUCCCAGCCCAACUAAAGAAAUUCAUAAAUAAAUAAUCUUCGGCCUGUUCCCACGCUCUUCAUGCAAUUCACUGUCGAUUUCUCUGUUAUGUAUAGAUAAGGAUUCUUGAACUUCAGUAGCUUUUCACAUCUAUGCGAUUUUUGCUUUAAAUUCAAGAAUGAAAUUCUUGCGAUGUGUUCAUAGUAUCAUGCAAUCCUGUCUUGCGUAUCUCCUACAGACUAGUAAUAGCAGUGAUACCAACAAUAGAGACUGAGCACAACACCAUACAUUAAGGGCAACAUCCAGGCAAGGCAUAUCAAUGAAAAACACCCAUGCAUUUGUCAGUAUAAGUGUCUGUUGAGUCGUCUAAUGGCUCGAGGUGGCGUGAGUACUAAUACUUGUGUAGGGUCGCCAGAACAGACGACUUAGAGAAGUCACUACGCAGAACUGCUGAGGUACAGUAUUUAGGGAUGGCAACUCCAAGUAAUUAAAAGCUGCUGACCUUCUCCACCGCCUUCCCUUCGGUGUUGAUUAGAGUUUGGUCAUCAGACACCUUCCUAAUGUCUAUGUCUAGCUCUUUGGCUUUCCCGGCUUUCUAUAAAUGAUAAAAGGACUGCACCAGCCAGUAACGGUCCGGGUUAGCUCCACAGUCCCUGGCAGCUUGAACCCGGAACCGGUGAUAAGAAAACUGAGGAUGAGCCAGGCAAAUGAGGACACACACACUCAGCAAGAAGCAGUGUAAAGUGUUUCAGUGCUUUUAUUUAAAACACUGUCCACUCUAUAAAUAAAUAAUCUGUAAAAGUGGAGGAUGCAAAGUGGAGGUUAAAAUCAAAUAAAUAACCAUUUAAAAAUGAGUUUAGAACACAUGCAGGUCUUCCUUUAUAAAAACCAUGAGCCCCAGUGCCUCUUUGUAAAAUGAAAGGCCAUAAGAGCCUUGCAGUUCGAAGAGAUGCCCACCGACAGUGUAGUCAACCAUUAAAAUCCGGCUCGUGUCCCUCACUGCUAUUCCCCGAUCUUACACGGGGGACCCCAUGAUCCCUGCUCCUCGAUAUCUUCCAAAGUCUACACCGAGCACAUGGGUCACCUCUGCUCUGUGAAGUGCUCAACAGGUGUGACCCUCUUCUGCCGUAUUGAGUGCGGACACACUCCCAAUCAUCUGCCUACAUCCCAAACAGCACAGGUUCUCCCGAUCCUCCUUCUCGCAAUCCUUUCCCUUAACCUCCAUUCUUUUUGUUUUUUUUCCCCCUAUUUUUUUCCCUUUCGCCAUGCAGACUCCCUUUUAUGCACCAAUUGGGUGCAGACGCUACAAUUAUUCGCUCCACGGUGUGAGUGAAGCACCUGACCUAUCCACCAGCCUUUAAACAUGAACGCGCGAUCAGCCAGGCACCCCAGUCAACCACGGAACGCCGCAUGCAAGUUCACACUCCCAGACUCCAGACUAUAUUUUUAACAUGCACAACACCACAAACUUCUCUCAUCACAAGGCCUUUGAUGAAAUACCCUUGAUCACAAAUUUGAUAAUUUCAUCGUAAUACCUAAAGGCUGUUGGAACAAAUGAUUGCCUUAAAAAAAUUACUCUUGUUAUAAGCUUGAAGAAUUUCAUUUUUAGGUGCGUUCACAUACAGUAUAAUGUGAGAAGCACCUACUGUGGUAGCCAUGUCUGCCUGUUUGUCCACAUGAAUCAACAUAGCCUAAUUUUGUUAUAAUUUGGUGCAGUUAUUGUCAAGACAGGUCACUUUCUGUUGAGACACCUCGAACAGAUCAUGCUGUAUAAAGUUUUUGAAAUUUCAGAAUCUGAAAAACAUAUCCAGAUAUGACAGGGCCACGGUGAUAUAAAGAUUUUUAGUUGAGUUUCACUUCACAAUAAUACUCUUCACCCCCAGACACAGCUCAGAUCCUGAAUGUGGGCUAUAUUAAAAAUGAAUAAGGUUCUUAUCUUCUUUCUCAGGGGAAUUAUAAGUUGGGAUUUCAGAAACUGAAACAGAGCUGCAUCUCCCACUUAACAGGUACAUGUAUGGGAGUUCAGUUUAACUCGCAGAUUCCUAGUAUGUAUCCAUCCUUCCAUAUUCGAGUACUAAUAUAUGAAGUAGGUGCCCAGCGUUUUAUCUAUUUAAUUAAUGAUAUGGCUGCAUUAGCUGUCAUCUUGUGGCUCCUUGUCUUCAAGAAAUCGAUCUUCCACAUGUUCAUGUGCAGAGUCACCAUUCAAUUCAGUAAAUAUUUUUAGUGAUAGUGCUGUAUUGUAUUAAAAACACUCCUAAGU